Dermacentor albipictus is the source of this 6422-nucleotide messenger RNA. RefSeq names its product putative phosphatidate phosphatase. Gene Ontology annotation, cellular component: plasma membrane. The record is from RefSeq and is a predicted model, not a curated record. Gene Ontology annotation, molecular function: phosphatidate phosphatase activity. Gene Ontology annotation, biological process: signal transduction; phospholipid metabolic process; phospholipid dephosphorylation. Lineage: Eukaryota; Metazoa; Arthropoda; Arachnida; Ixodida; Ixodidae.
CAUAAAACAGAGCAGCGGAAGAGCCCACAAGUGCUGCCGCAGUUGGCCAAGUUGGUGCGCCAUGGGUGAUACUGUGGGACGCUGGGGCAGUUGAGCAAAACUGCGGUGCGCCUUUGCAGGAAAGAAACGAGCACUGCUGCUGGUUUUCGUUUUCGUGAAUGCCUCGAGGAUCGUCGUCAGCAAUGCCGCUACGCAAUAACCUUGCGAUCACCGUUGCAGUUCACUUCAUGUGUCUCUGUGCAGUUGGCGUACCUAUCCUUGCCCUCUUCCUGGCAGGAAAGCCAUUUAAACGUGGCUUCUUCUGCGAUGAUGAAUCGCUGAGGUACCCGUUUCGUGACUCCACUGUCACAUCACCAAUGCUCUAUUCCUAUGGCAUCCUCAUACCUAUUAUAGUGAUAAGUGUGCUGGAGGGAAUGCGAGCCAUACUGCGUGUGCACGAGCCGAUCGCCACGAGCAAGAAGCUGCUGUUCAAAUGGAAGGUGCCAUCGUCACUACAGGUCCUCUAUGUGCUGGUCGGUGUGUUCCUGAUGGGAGCAGCAAUAAGCCAGCUUCUCACGGACAUUGCCAAGUACACCAUCGGGCGUCUGCGGCCGCACUUCUUUGACUUGUGCCGGCCUGUCAACCUGACGGUCCUGUGUGCAAAGCCGUAUACCUAUGUGGAAAACUUCACUUGCGGCAGCAAUGCAACGGAACACCAGUUAAAAGAGAUGCGACUCUCCUUCAUGUCAGGGCACUCGUCUUUCUCGGCCUACACCAUGAUGUACACAGUGCUGUACAUCCAUGCACGGAUGCCAUGGCGCAAUUCUGUGGCCAUGGCUGCACGUACGGUGGUCCAAGUGGCACUGCUGUCACUGGCCUGGUACACAGCGCUCUCUCGUGUCUCCAACUACAAGCACCACUGGAGCGAUGUGCUAGCUGGUUCAGCCGAAGGCUACCUGGUGGCCAUUGUCGUGUGGGUGAUGUUCUUUGGCUCCUCGUGUCACCGCCAUACCAAGUUGACUCCGGAUGUCGAAGCUAUGUCUGUGUCCCAGAAAAAGGAUGACUACGGCACAAUCUGAGCCCAAGGACUUCUCACUGCACAUUCAAUUUGCAAUACUGUGGUUUUUUAGCUAGUGUGUAGACUCAAUUUCAAUUAUCAUGUGUGAUAAGGUGGGGCACGCUUUAUUUAAAGGGACACUAAAGAGAAAAUUAAGUUUAGUUGUAUCAGUAAAUUACACUUUUACACCAAAAAUGGCACUCUCACCAUAGGAGGAGGCCUGGUCAGUCACAGAAUACACAGAAAAGAAACGCGAGAGGCAACGCCACUUUGAAGUUCCUGUACCAGCUUGCCUUGACGUCAUCGAUUUUGUCAGCACCUGCUGAGGCCUAGUUGGUAUUUUACAGAUGUGGGCAAACAAAUAAGCUUUUCAGAAAACGAAUUAAAUAUCAACAGAAGUAUUGAAUAUCGAAUUGAAUAUUGAAUUGUCAAUGGUGAUGCAUAUAUUUACAGCAGGAAUAUAUUUAUUUUGGUAUAGUUAAGUGCCAAUGCCUGUAGUGACUAGGGCAAGAAACACAGCUAUCAGAUACAAAGAAUCAAUUUUAUUUUUAUUUAUUUUUUUUUAGUACAUACUGCAGACCUUUCGGUCCAAGCAGAGGGGCAAUAGAACGUAUACAAACAAAAUAGAACAAAUUAAGAACAAACAAAUACAAAUUUAUACAAAUUUUAGUCGCACUGUGUCUGUAAACUGUCGUUCCAGUCUGAUACUGUUCUGGGAAAAAAAAGAAAAUUUAAACGUGUCAGUUUGAGCAUAAUAGGGUGUUAGUGAAUCCGGAUGAUGCUGUCUUAUUUGCCGUGCUAUUGCAGGUGUUAUAUAAGUCGAUGGUUUAAUUUCAAGCCUGUUGUUGAGAAGAAGGGAAAGUAAUUCAAGUCUUAGCAGCUUUCGGUGUGAUUCAAGAGUAGGUAUGGAGUUUUCUGUCAUAAUUUUAGAGGGAGAGUCCAGUCUUGCGAAUUUAUUAAAUAUAAACCUGACUGCCUUUCUUUGUAUUUUUUCAAGACGCACAAUAUUUGAUUUAGUGUAAGGAUCCCAUGAUAUACAUGCAUACUCCAACUUUGGUCUAAUAAAUGUAAAUUAACACAGUAAUUUCACAUUAGGAGGGGCAUUUUUCAGUUUGUGUCUUAGGAAACAGAGUUCGCAGAAAGCAGAAGAACAAAUAUCAUUAAUGUGCAUGUUCCAUGACAAUGUGGAAGUCAAAGUAACACCUAAGUAUUUGUAAUUGUUAGUUUCACGCAGAGCUGAAGAACCUAGCGUAUAAGAAAAAGUUAGUGGGCUUUUUUUACGAGUAACACGAAGAAAUACGGAUUUAUCAGCGUUAAUAACAUACCCCAUUCAUUACACCACUUUAAUAUGUUAUUUAAAUUCUUUUCGAGGACAGUCUGAUCAUUCUGACAAGUUAUAUCACUGUACAAAAUACAAUCAUCAGCAAACAGUCUAAUUUGCACACCAGGAGUUAUGGUUUUAACAAUGUCAUUUAUAUACAUUAAAAACAGUAAAGGCCCCAAGACACUACCUUGGGGCACCCCUGAUGUGACUGGGAGAGUGGCCGAGCUAUGUUCACCUAUUGUAACGUACUGAGUGCGUUUGCUUAGGUAAGCAAUAAUCCAGUUUAUGAAAAUGUCAGGUAUGCCAAUAAUUCUAAGUUUGAAGAUUAAUUUGUCGUGCGGAACCUUAUCGAAGGCUUUUCUGAAAUCUAAAAAUAUUACAUCUAUUUGGCCAUUAGUGUCUAGAGAUAAAGCAAAUGAAUGAAUCAGUGAUACCAGUUGUGUUACAGUCGAAUAACCCUUCCUGAAGCCAUGCUGAAAUUUUAAACAAGGGAUCACUAAUCGUCAUUAAAAGAACCUGUACAAAUAGCCUCUCAACAUCUUUAGAGUCUGGUUAUAAACAAGCUCUACAAAAAAAAAAUGGCUACUGUGAUUAGCUUUUCAAAAACUCUAAAUAAAUUAUUGCGAAAAAGACCUGAAAAAAAAAAAGCUGAUAAAGGACUUGUGUGCCAUUUGUACAUGUAAAAGGGCUCAUUACACAGAAGACAUCACAAGCUGUAGCAUAAGAGAUAAACACUGUUACCUGACUAGACUUCCAAAAACACAAAAUGACAGACUACAAGCGAUAAUCACAGGUUGUCAUUUCUGCAAAACCAAACGUGCCUUUUGAAUACUAACAUAAAUAUACAUAGCAGGCUAUCCUGUGGAAGCUAUGGAAGUAGCUUUAAGAAAUUUUAAAAAUGGUUUGUGGAAGAUAGCACAAUUCUAACUUUUGAACUAAAAAUCAUUUAUUGGGGCAGACAUUGCAUCCACACAAAAUGAAAUGCGUAAUUGACUAACGCAGGUUUACUAAUUAAUUUACAGCACAUAUUGCACUUUACAAAUUGUGGCUAGUCAGUUCACAAAGCAUAUCGACUUGGAAGAAAUUCUAAGGAUGGCACUUGUUUCGAGAUAUGCACCAUCAACCUUGCUUAAACACGCACUGUACUUGCCCUUACCUUUUCAUUAAAAUGUUUUACACAUUGAAGCAUGAAAGUAACUGGAACGCCAACGUAUUUUGUCGACCACUUUGAAAAUUAACGAUAUGUGCUGUAUGUGCGAUAUGUGCAAUAUGUGCUGUAAAGUAAUAAAUUAAAUAGUUAAUUAGCGCAAUUAUGUCAACUAUUCAAUCAAGCAUUUUGAUCUCCCAUAGAGGUAAUGUCCACCUCACCAAGUAGUUCAGUUCAUCGGUUACAAUCGUGCUACCUACCAAAGGUGAUUUUGAAAAAUUUGAUGCAUUUAAAGAUGGUACAUUCCUACUGCUACUUGCAGAUGCAAGGUUAUGUCAAAUCACAUGAUACUUAUGCACAUUUCUGCUUUUAGUGGGCAGCAUACUAUGUUUCGGCACAGCGUAAGUUGUGGCUGCUGGUUGCAGAAGUAUGUUACACCACUCGUAUGGUGGUAAAUAAGUUUAGAUUUCAGAAGCCUUUCGUGUGUAAUAAGUACGCCAUGUUUUGUGACGUAGAAGUACGAGACCCAAUUUUACCUUGAAUUACACAGCGCGUAUGUAAUGUCUUUCUUUCCAUAUGUGAUGUACUACUUUUUGGUUAUGGAUGCAGAUGGCGAGCUCUAGCCUUCGUAACAUAGCCUGCUAUGCAAGAAAUGGAUAGUUAGCACCAGAUUCUUUUCGAAACUACCAAUAUUUGCCCACCCCUAGUUUUUUUUUUUUUUUUUAUUGGUAAACAUGGACCACAUCAUGUUAUAAAGGGGCCAAAGUCACAGUGAAGUUACGGAAUCUGAGAACAUUUAAAGCACUGCAAUGAUAUAUAUGCAAAAAAAUGCUUAAAAAUCCAUGACGUCACACUGGCAUAAUACAGGCACUGGGGUUUUAGCACGAAAUUCAAGGAACGGAAGUUUGGCUUUUUCUGUCUAUGCUUGCAGAUGACUUUUCUUGGCAAUGAAGUAAUAGCUACAGGGGUGGAGCUUCCGAACAAUUGUUACUACAUCAUAUAGCCCCAGCUGAGCUUGACAGUGCUUGCAGUUUCCUGGAGCAGAUGUUAAAUCAGUGUAGCUUCCACGCAUGAUAAUCUUGCAUUAGGAAAGUUGGAAAAAUGGAAAAAGUAAGUUGGAUUUAACACCGAGUGGUGCAUUUUAUGCCUUAAUUUUAAUGAGAAAUACAAUGUUCAUGCUUUCUGUUCCGUAGCUUAAGCUACUGCAAACAAAAGAAAUUUGGAGUCUUAGCGCAGUUUCUAUUCAGUGUGCUACUUGUGCACAAUCUGCAUCUGUGGCUUUCCUUUCACUGUCACAGAAAGUUGUCUGCCUGUGUAGUAAUGAAGAUGUUGCAAGGAAAUUAACAAAAAUCAAAAGUUUUGAAAGUCUACUGUAUCAGUCUACGUCUAUACUGAUUUAUGGUUUCUCUUUAGAGUCCCUUUAAGUACUGUAUACAGGGUGAUCAUUUGUAAGUCUAACGGAAUAUUUAAAAAUCGCGCCUGUGAAAGAAAGCAUAAUUCUUGUAAUUGAACUGUAUUAUUCAAAGAGACGAACAGCAUUAUCGCGAGAAAUCGACAUACAUAUUCAACUAAUUAAGGGAGGAUGUGGCACCAAAUAGCAUUUUCUAAUUUUGUUUGAGUUCCCAGAUAUCACCAAGUCUGGUUGCAAUCUGCACAUAAUUCUGGCUGUGGUGCCCUUGUCUACAAGCACAAACAAGGGCACUGGACUGCUCUAAAGCUGAAAAAAAAAAAGUGAAGACAAUUCGAAGCAAUUGUCACAGAGGAGGUUCAAAUUGAAGAAGAGGGUCAAACCUAUGCAGCAGGGCACCUUGAUUAAUUAUUUUUGUUCUUAAAAUAAGAUUACAUGUUCUCAAAUCGUUUAGCUUGCUUUUUUCAGUUCACACUUUUUGGCUGAACAAAACCUGUGGGAAGGCUGUCAUUUCCAAAAUGCUUUGCCAAAACCUGCUUUCAAAGUAGUUUUUGGGCUAAAAUUUUGUCGAGGACAAGGCUAGGUAUUUUUUAUAUCACUAAAUUUUCAUUAACACAAAGAAUUAUUACAUAUCUGACAAAUAAUGACAAUGCAAAAAUUUGAACUUAGCCUCAAAGUGAUGACAGUGUUACAAAAAUGCAAUGAAAAAUAUGCAACUGGCUUUAUCCUGCACUAUAACCCCCCAGAAACUAACAAUAACAACCAGUGUGCCUUCAUUGUUUUUGAAAUGAUUUUUCCUAAAGUGACAUGCCUAAUUGGUCCUUAUGACAGCCACACCUUUUUUCUAUUUGAUCUGUAUUAAUGAAGUUUAGAAUAUGUACUCAAAACAAGAUACAUAAAGCUAGAAAUUUUUGUAAAUAUUCCUGUAAACUGCAUCCCCUUAACAAAAAUUGACUAAUUAACUUUAUAACUAGUUACCUUACAGUACAUGUUGCAAUACACUUAUUGUAGCCAUUGAGUUUGCAAGAUAUAUCCACUUAAAAUGAAUUUCUAGGAUGAUACGAGUUUUGAGAUACGAUUUCCCAAAGUGUGGGACGAAAUGCAUGGGUGUUCUAGUUACAUAUGUGCUUCAAUGUAUAAGAGAGCGUCUUGUUAAAAAAGUAAGUGAAACAACAGUGAAUUUUUAUGGCGAGUUUGAUGGCACGUACCUACAAACUGGUGUCAUUCUGGAAAUUAAUUUCAAGUGGAUACACCUUGCAAACGCACUGACUACAAUUAGUAAAUUGCAAUAUGUGCACUAAAUUAAUUAAGAUUAGUGAUUUUUGUUAAUUAGUUGAACAUAAGUUUCGAUUUCUCAUGCAAGUAAUGCCCACCUCUAUCAAUAAUCCAGCUCAAGGACUAGAAUUGUGUUAUCUGCAAGAGACAAUUUUUAAAAGUUGUGUAAAACUUAAGAAUGAUACAUCUGACAGGUUCAGGUGGCAUGCGAGUCUCUUGCUGAGGUUCCCAA